This is a messenger RNA of Plasmopara halstedii, 795 nucleotides long. RefSeq lists its product as uncharacterized. The record is from RefSeq and is a predicted model, not a curated record. The coding region runs from base 1 to 795 and encodes 264 amino acids. The transcript is spliced from 2 exons. Lineage: Eukaryota; Oomycota; Peronosporomycetes; Peronosporales; Peronosporaceae.
AUGGAGGAAGAGGAACCGCGACAUGCAAGUAUUCUCCCUAAUCAAAUCUCUGAGCACCGCUGGCGAGAUAUCCCGCGAAACGCCAAGCUCACUGAGGCCGAAACGCUCACGUUUUUUAGCGAGUUCAAGCGCGCCGGAGAGCUCACCGACGAAGACGUCAUCGAGCGCUGCAUCUUCCUUGUGCGGCAUGCGCCUCCCAGUAGCUAUCUGAGCUUGAAGAUCAAAGGCAAAUUCGUUCAACUCAUCAAGCGCCUCGAGAAGGUCGACGCACGAGAGCACUGCCUCAGUCGUGAUGACUGUCUUCAACCGAGUGGCGUUGUCUGGAAGACGGGCGAAGAGAUCGAGGCCGCUGGGCGAGACUGUUUCCCCGAAGACGUGAUGAUCUGCACCAUUGACAAGGAUCUGUUCAAGUUAUGGCCAUUGCUGUCGUUCAUGCAGGGCAUUGGUACGCUCCAUCAAGUCGACGGUCGCGCUAUCGACCUUGGGCGAAAGAUCAUGCAUUUGCUUGACGAGCUGGGCAAGAAGUAUCCGGCGCUCGCGAAGCUGCUCGAUCCACCGACAGUUAUCUUCAACCUACAGGCAAUGAACAUCAACCCGGCUGCAGUCGUCAUUCCCGCUGGACUCGCAUCUGGAAAUGUGCCCGCAUUCCCUGGCGCUAUCGGCAUCUGGACUUGUCCAUCAGAGUCAUGCGCUGGCGAACUCAUCGGCCAUCUGCGUGCUACGCUCGCUCCUAUCCUGCUGCCCGGCGGUGUCGCACAGUUUCAUUAUUUUAAUGCACCCAUGCAAAACUUAUGA